Molecule: messenger RNA, 1945 nt
Organism: Maniola jurtina (meadow brown)
Lineage: Eukaryota; Metazoa; Arthropoda; Insecta; Lepidoptera; Nymphalidae
Gene: Fkbp59
Product: FK506-binding protein 59
Exons: 10
Coding region: 58-1476 (472 amino acids)
Molecular function (GO): protein binding; peptidyl-prolyl cis-trans isomerase activity
Source: RefSeq, a predicted model, not a curated record
CUAUUCAGAAUUCAGAUUUCACUAUCAAUUUGUUAUAGCAGUGAGAGCAAUCUGAGCAUGACUGUGAACGCAGGAGUCGAUAUCACCGAGGCGGGUGACCGCGGCGUGCUAAAACGCAUAACCAAGGAGGGCGAAGGCACGGAAACGCCAAGCGCCGGCUGCCAGGUUACGGUGCAUUACACUGGAACUCUCCUUGAUGGCACGAAGUUCGAUUCCAGUCGAGACCGGAACGAACCCUUCGAGUUUCAACUUGGCAAAGGUACAGUUAUAAAAUCAUGGGACAUUGGUGUGGCCACGAUGAAGAAAGGAGAAGUCUGUGUGCUCACUUGCGCGCCGGAGUACGCUUACGGCGCGACCGGCAGCCCUCCCAAGAUUCCUCCUAACUCCACAUUGCAAUUUGAGAUUGAAAUGAUAGACUGGACAGAGGAAGAUCUGAGUCCCAACAAGAACAAGGGUAUCCUCCGACACAAGAUUGAGGAGGGAGACGACCAUAACUGCCCAAACGAUGGCGCUCAGGUUACCGUGGAAUUGGAGGGCAAGCUUCCUGAUGGCAAAGUUUUCGACACUCGCACGGUAUCCUUCAUACUGGGCGAAGGGAGUGCUAGCAACAUUUGUGACGGCAUCGAAAAAGCCUUAGAGAAGUUCAACCAAGGGGAAAAGUCCCGACUAACCCUCCAACCUAAAUACGCCUUCAAGUCCGAAGGAAACGUUGAAUUAGGGGUACCACCCAACUCUGUUGUGGAAUACACAGUCAAGUUAGUCAGUUUCGAAAAGAGCAAGGAACCCUGGGAAAUGGAGACUGACGAAAAGAUAGAGCAGUCCAAAAUAUUGAAGGAGAGUGGCACCAAUUACUUUAAGGACAGCAAAUAUCAACUGGCCAUUAAGAAGUAUAAGAAGGUUUUGUCUUUGAUAGAGGAUAUACCAAAAAGCACGAUCGACACAGAAGAAAACAAAACGAAAGCCAAAGACCUCCUACUAUCAGUCUAUCUCAAUCUUGCAUUAGUGUACCUUAAGGUGACCCCACCACACCACUACGAUGCCAGAGACCAUGCAACGAAAGCCCUGGAUAUUGACCCGAGUAAUGUGAAGGGUCUGUUCCGACGAGGCCAGGCCUUGCUGGGAAUGGGUGAGGCUGAACAGGCUUUGCAAGACUUCCAGAAGGUGGUGGAAGCCGAGCCACAGAAUAAGGCGGCGGCCAAUCAGAUCAUCGUUUGCCGAGCCAAGCUGCAGCAGCAGAAACAACGUGAGAAGACCAUGUACGCGAACAUGUUCGACAAGUUCGCGCACCGCGACGCGCAGGUGGAGAAGCUAAAAGCCAAGCAGAUGUUCGACGUCAUUGGAGAGAAGGUUGGCGAGUGGGGCAAGGGGGAGGGCGAGUGGACGGACGAGCAGAGGGACAGGAAACCCACGGAGUUCGAGAAGGAGAACCCUAACAUACUGCUGCUAGACAAGGACGGACAAUUCGAGAACAUGUGAAACGUUUGAUCAAACACUUGUGUCAAUAUUUGCGAUGUUGUAUUGUAAACUUGGUUAUUAUAAAAAUAUAGCAAUAUAAUAUAUACCUAUGGCAUUGGUGAUUGUAUAAAUAAUAAUAAUUAAUAAAUAAUUAAUGGCAGUGUGUUACAUUUCGCCUGCGUUGAUAGAUUUCGAGUAACAAAACACUUCAUCGAUAAAAUAAAAUGGACCUUAACGACCUUGCAUUAAAGUUCAAAUUCGUUCAUACAUCUACUUCCAGGGGCUGUAAGACUCGAAUUCAUAGUCAAGAUAUGGACUUCUUUAGGGAAGCAUUCAGAUGGCAUGUGUCAUAUUCAACCUAAAUGCAUUUCAUUAAGAAGCCCCUAUCUUGUCUGAAUUCCAGUGUAGGAAAUAUUGCAAAAUUAAAAUAGGUGGUACUAGAUUUUUUACUGUAAUGUAGAGACUAGUCCAUUUUAAUUUGAUAUUAUAU